CAUUUCAGAAUCUGAUUUCAAAAUAAGCUCAUCAGGAUUAUCAAUAAAUUUAUGUAACAGUUAUGCAGAUAUGUUAGUGCAGCUUAAACAUGAACCUGCACUUGAUCGCAGGCCUCCAUUGGAUUUAAAACUCAGUUCAGCCAAUGUAAAUGUGAAUAGCAAAAAUAGUAUUGGAAAUAGGCUAAUAGAUUUAUUUAUUAUUACACAAGCAGAUCAUCAUCAUGUGAUAUCUAGGGAUACAUGUAAUAAAAAAUAUAGAGAUGAUAGCAAUACCAUAUUUGACACUCAUGAAAAUUAUUCUAUUGAUGUUUCAAAUGUGGACAUUAUUCAAGAUAUUAUCAGUAAGGUUGAAAUCUCUGGAAAUGAAUGCGUCACUAUGGGAAGAUCCAUGUCAAAACAUAUGGUGAAUAAUGAAUUGGUGAAUCAUAAGGAAAACUCUUUGAUAAACAAUGAAGAUAUGCAAUCAUGGAGUGAGGAUGGGAUGGAAAGAUCAAAAACGAACAUAGACAAUCAUGAAAAUGACGAUUUCAAUAGAAACAAUGACAUGAGUGAUACAUUAUUGCAUGACUGCUCGUCUUUUGAGAUUCAAAGUACUCCAGUCAAAGAAUGUCAGACACUUAAAACAACUCAUGACAAUAGUAGAUGUAUGAUGCGUACCGUGUUUGUCUCAAGUUUGGAGGCUGACAUAGCGGAGGGCGACAUAUGUCGGUGUAAACUGGAGUCUAUUAUUUGCAAUGGUGAUUGUGAAAAUGACAAUAACAUUAUUGCAAUGAGUGAUCAUAAUGAUGAAGAUGUUUUCUCAAGCUGUUUAUCUAUAAAUAAAUCUCUGUAUAGUCCAAACACAACACAAUAUAAAAGUCUUGACAAUACUGUUGAAAGUGAAUCAGAUAAUGAUGACGACAUAGACAAGGAUUUAAAAUUUGUCUCAACUGAUUCUCUACAUAUUGAAAAUUAUCAUGACUUCAUCAAUAUUGUUGAUGACAUCAUGGAUGAGACUGAUUGUGAACCAGAAUGGGAUGCAUAUGACACAGUCAUCAAUGAUGAUGAUGAUGAUGAUGAUGAUGAUGAAAGUAAAGAGAUUGAAUGUUCCGUUAAUUCAGUUUUAUCAAAUACUGGUCCUACAAGACCUUAUAGUUUUGGUUAUUAUAGCUAUUCAGAAAUCAAUGAUGAUAUACCAUGCAUUGAUAAUGGCCUGGAAACAGAACCAAAAGAGCUUUCUAUCAAUGAUCAUAGCGCUCCCAAUUCUGAAAUAUCUGAUACAGAAUCAUGGACAGAGUUUGGUUCAAAUGUUGAUUCACCUAUGUAUAUUCAUGCUGUGAAAUCUAGUGCCAUAGAAAAAAGGAAAUGUAGUGCAAUAAAAACAAGGUUAUCUAGUUGUUCAAGGCACUCAAGCACUUCAGUUGACCCAGAUCCGGCAACUGACACAAGUUUGGACAGAUGGUCUGAUGCGGAAGAGGUAUUUGAGAAUACUUUCUAUCAUUCUUUUGCUGAUGGAUCUAUUGUGAAUACUGAUAGUGAAUUAUCUUGUAUUGAAGAAGAUAAUGAUAAGGAUGAGGAUAUAUCAAAAAUGGUGCAUCAACCAUUUGCCAGAAACGCAGUAAUACAAGUACUUACUGAGAAAAUUGAUGAUGAAAUAGCAUUGAAGUAUAACCAAGAUGGCAUUGAAUCUGUAUUUCUUGAACAUUAUGAUGACUUUGUGAAUAUUGUAAUGCCACAUGAAAAGAUUGUAGAGGAAAAAGAGGUUUGGGAUGAUUUUGUCCCAGGGUGGCAAGGCGAUGGCUUGUGGUUGGAUUAACAGUUACCCUUAUUCUAAACAAUGUUUAUUGCCACAGUGUAAUGUAAAUUGCAAGCUUGGUAUAAGCUUUAUGUUAAAUAUUUAUACUUGUAUAAUGCAUUUAGAAGUGAAGCACAUUCAGGCUAAGUAUUUUGACACAGGAUUAAUGUUAUUGUCUAGAUUUAGUUUACUAAUGAUUUAUAGGGACCUGGGUUAUUUUGUGUUUCUCUCAUGUUGCCUAUUGGGUUUCUAUUUACUUAUACUUUAUAUCAUUUAUUUAUUUAUAAAGUGUUCCCCACUAGCAGUUUCUGUAUUAGUCUUGUUAUCCCUUGUGCAGUUCAAGAGACUCAGUGCAAGUCUAUCUCUACAUUCCAAUUAUUUUUGAUGCAGAGAAUCACCUAAAGGUUGUGUUUUUGAUAAAUCUCCUAUUAUAAAAGUAAUACAAUUCUUACAUUUCGAUUUUUAAACAAUAUUUUUCUUAUUGUUGCAAUUGUAAGAAUGAUUAGGCUAUAAUUGUGGGAUUUAUUGACCCAAUGAACGAUGUUCUGUUGGGAUAUACUGAAGCUGUCCGUCCAUCUAUCCGUCCAUCUGGCCAUUCCUCCGUCAGUCCGUCAGUCAAUCAGAAUUCUGUGUAUAAUUUUCUAUUAAAACCACUUUGAUUUUUAGUUAUUUACCUUUAUUCAAUUUUCUAGGAUUUUCAAGUCUUGUGAAAUGAGCUAAAUUAUUAAUCAAAACAAAUGGAAAUACUUUGCCAGUUGUUUCUAUCUUAUGAAUAGUAUUCUAGCCUUACCAACACAUAUGCUGCCAUAUAUUUAUCCAUUUAUAUAGCAAGUGUUGCAUUAUGAAUUUGUUUGCUAUGAUUAUUAUCAACUGGAAAUUGGUAUUUUAAAAAGCUUUCAGAAUUGAUUUUUAGUUGAGAUAUUGAUUUUUCUACAAGAUGCCACAUAUUUUAUGAGUCAUCUGAGUGCAAGAUUUAUUGCAGUUCUUUUUCUUUUGUAAUACAUUUAAUACCUGAUGUCUGAUAAUAAAUGUAUUGAAGGACCCCUAAUACAUAGUGUUCAUUUUUUAUAAGUUAAGUUGUAAUAAGUUGAAGUUGAAGAAAAUAUGUCAUAAUGUAUAAUAAUUCAAGAUAUUGGAAAUUCAGAUGACAGAUUUUCUUGAAUUUUUACUUUUUAGACAGAUUUACAAUCUGGAGUAUAAUAAGAAUAACUAGACAUUAUGGAGACUCUGUAGGUCGUAGGCUUUUUUUUUAAAUUUCUUUUUUUUUCAAAAAUCUCUAAAAUAACUUCUUUUCAAAAAUCUCUAAAAUAACUUUUAAAGGAGCAUGUAAGUUAUGGCAAGCCAUUUUCAAAGGGCUAUAUCUUUAGUUCGAAGAAUAAUUUAACCACAAAAUCAAAUGGUUCUAUUAGAUCCAUGUCUUAUCUUCAAUAAAUGACAUUAGGAUGAUAAUCAAAAUGAUUGGAUUAUCUCUUAAGCUGUCCCUAAUCCACCCAUCCUCACCAAUUUCCCCUAAUUCAGACGCAAUUUUCACCAAAAGUGCAGGCCUUUUUAAUAAUUUUUAGUGCAAAGUUGUAUUGAACUUUCAGACAUGAUUUAAACUGUAAAGGGGAAAAGUUAAUUAUGAACCUACUUUUUGGUAUUUUUUUUCGUGAUUUUUUCGGAUUUUUUCUGAUAUUAUAAGGUGCUUCAUACUUAUAUUAUACAAUUACAAAAUAGAGGGCAGCUAAGUGUCAUGAAUAAUUUGUUUCGCUGUUUCAAACACUCGGAUAGUGACUUACUCAGCUUAUGGAUUGCCUUAAUCCUGUAUUUUACCUUGACAAUUGUUUGUGUAUAAAACAGUUGUGUCAUUCACGUAGAGCUAUUUAUAUACUGAAUAGUUCUUUCUAAUUACAUGUGCCUGGUUUUGGCUAUUCAACCUAGACUCUUUGUUUGGGCAGGCUGAAAUGAAUAAGUGUAAAAAUAAAAUGAAUCACAGGGUGAGGCAAAAAAUGUCAUCCAAAGAAAUGUUAUUAGCUCAUUCAUCCAGUAUGAGUUGAAAUCAUAUUUAGUUAAUUUUACCAUGUAAAAUCUUUUUGUAUUUAACCAUGUUUUAUGGGUCCAUUCCUCAAGGUCACAAUUCUAUGGCAAUUCUACAAAUUUCAGCCUCAUCCCUUCAGGCAGACCUACACUGGUCGGUUGAGAAUGUAAGGUCACCAUCACAGAAAUUGUUCUCCUACUUGUUGUAGGGGUUGACAUUAUCUCAGAGAUAGCCCGUAGUCAUGAGAUGAGGCUGGCAUUUUGGACCAUGUUUCGUUUUAUAUAGCCAUAAAAUCCAAGACUAUUUGGGCAGGGUCGAUAAUAACGACAUUUCUAAGGGCAAUAUAGUGAAAUAUUGGACCGAGGGCCAAAGACCCAAGGUCCAAUAUUUCACUAUAUUGUUCGCAGAAAUGACGUUAUGAGUAUUAUUACCACCGUUAACGACCAGGGCUGAAAUAACAAGAAAAUCUUACGCACUGAACGAUAUCUAAUUUCCCGGGGAAAAAUUCCCAGUCCAGAAUAUAUUCUAGACCGGUCCAUAUGGACCACCACUAUGACGUCACACAUUUCUUAGGUCGACAUAGUAAAAUGAACGCCUUCUAAACUAGCACUAAAACCCCUAGAACUGGCCCGGCAAGGUGGUAAUAAUUAAACUUAGUAAAAUGAAAUAACAUUAAACAAGGUUUUAUUAUGCGAAAUAACACUUUAACAGAUGCGGAAUUUGUUUGGGCUAUAUUUUUGGCUCACUCGGUAUUAGACUGCACUUUGAUAGUAUUCAUAAUGUCAUAUGUUGGGUAAAAGGCGAUGAUUUAACCUACUGUUGAUGGCAAAUUCAUUUUAAUACGAAUGAAUAGUGGCAGGUGCUAUUUAUAUCUAAUGAGCCAUAAAAUAGUAGGUUGAUCUGGCAGAUGUUAGUUGAAUUCGCGAAUACUACUUGUAAGGGGGUUUCAAAGCCCAUGGUCACCUUUGUAGUUUCUUCAUCCUAGGUCAAAUCCACUCAAGAAUGCUCUUAAUUACAAUGGUGUUAUAUUAGAUGCAGCAUCUAUUAAUUUCUUGAAUCACAGCACCCCUAAUCUUAAUCAUAAUUCCG
Molecule: messenger RNA, 4880 nt
Organism: Owenia fusiformis
Lineage: Eukaryota; Metazoa; Annelida; Polychaeta; Sabellida; Oweniidae
Source: the annotation of a GenBank genome assembly